Messenger RNA from Exophiala spinifera, 2064 nucleotides. RefSeq lists its product as uncharacterized. The transcript has a single exon. Lineage: Eukaryota; Fungi; Ascomycota; Eurotiomycetes; Chaetothyriales; Herpotrichiellaceae. Gene Ontology annotation, cellular component: mitochondrion. Bases 1 to 2064 code for a protein of 687 amino acids. The record is from RefSeq and is a predicted model, not a curated record.
AUGCGGCCCUUUCUGCGUUUUGGGUGCGGCGCUGGCCCACGACGUUGGGUGCAGGUCGCUUGCCGGAUCCCCCGACGUCAACAAUCCUACUCCAGAUGGACACGAAAAUACAAUUUAAAAGAUCCUAGACAGAGGCGCGUCUCUCCUCUUCUCGCAGCUGCUGCGGGUCUUUCCUCGGGGGCCUUUGUCGAGAUCAGCGAGAAUCAUGAUCAGAACCAGACGAGUGAGAUGCAGAUGCUAGAGGUGUCUCGGCGAGAGAUCAGCAAAAAGGUGCCCGAGGAUGCCCGUGGUCUACGACGGUUAUACAAAAGCAUAAUAUACUUUGUGGACCAAUAUAUCUACGAACCACUUGCUACUGGCGUCCGCUUCUUCUACCUGGCUAUUGUGUUUGUCCCGGUCCUAGCCACUGUUCCGAUUGUGUUGGUAGGACGGCGGAGGAAAGAUCGCGACAACGAAAGAAGUGGCACUAUCUGGUGGUAUGGUUUUCUGGUCAGUGCCAUGGAGAGAGCAGGGCCGGCCUUCAUAAAACUGGGCCAGUGGGCAGCCUCACGAUCCGAUAUAUUCCCUGCCGAGAUGUGCAAGGUCAUGUCUACGCUUCACUCGAAUGCUCCAGCUCAUUCACUUCACCAUACGAAGAAGACGAUUUGCGCUGCAUUUGGCGACAGGAAGUUCGAUGAGAUCUUCCUGGAGUUUGACGAAAAACCACUGGGCGUCGGCGCUAUCGCUCAAGUAUACAAGGCCAGACUGAAACCCGAUCUAGCGAGGGUAGACAACAACGAGCUCGACCUUCAGGAUGGUGUGCGCCUAAGCCAUCGAAUCAAGAAGAAUGUCAACGCCCUUGUGAAAUCAACACCACAAAGGAUACCCUCGGCAUAUGUCGCCAUCAAAGUCCUGCAUCCUAAGGUUGAAAGAAAUGUGCGGCGUGAUCUUAAGAUUAUGGCUGUUUUUGCAUCCAUCAUCAAUGCCAUUCCCACACUGGAGUGGCUCGAUUUGCCAAACGAGGUAGCUAACUUUGGCGAGAUGAUGCGAUUACAGUUGGAUCUCCGGAUCGAAGCUGCUAACCUAACCAUUCUUCGCAAACACUUUCAGAACCGCACGACCGCAUGGUUCCCUCAUCCUUACACCGACUUCACCACCCGCAAUGUGCUUGUAGAAGAAUUCGCCCAAGGUCUUCCCCUUGCAGCAUUCUUGGAAUCUGGUGGUGGCGUGUUCCAACAGGAGAUUGCCAAUGAAGGCCUCGACGCGUUCUUGCACAUGCUUCUGAUAGACAACUUUGUGCACGCCGAUUUACAUCCGGGCAAUAUCAUGGUCAACUUCUAUAAGCCCACGCAGCCCGACGUCAAGUUACCAUAUGUGUCUCGACAAGAUCCAACCCAGCCCUCGACAGCGACGGAGAUUGAUCAGUCCGAAGCAGUUCUCUCUCGACUUCGCCCCCAUGUGGGUAAGAAGCAGGAGUGGUUGGAUGCGCUUGCCGAGAUUGAUAAAGAAGGCUACAGACCACAACUGAUUUUCAUUGACACGGGUCUCGUUACGGAACUCAAUGCAAAGAAUCGGACCAACUUCCUUGAUCUUUUCCGGGCUAUAGCAGAAUUUGAUGGCUACCGAGCAGGAAAGUUAAUGAUCGAACGAUGUCGGCAACCCGACGCCGUCAUCGACGGCGAGAUUUUUGCCCUCAAAAUGCAACACCUGGUGUUAGCAGUUAAAGGCCAAACCUUUGCACUGGGCCACAUUAAGAUUGGCGAUGUUCUUUCAGAAGUCCUGAGCAUGGUGAGAUCACACCAUGUGAGGAUGGAAGGUGACUUUGUCAAUGUGGUCAUCUCGAUUCUACUUCUUGAGGGCAUUGGCCGCACACUCGACCCUGACCUUGAUCUUUUCAAGAGCGCAUUGCCUAUCCUGAGACAACUGGGUUCCUCGGAUCCUGGAGCGGUGCUUAAGAGCUUCAAGGAAGGCGACUUCUCUUUGCUGAAGAUAUGGGUUGGACUCGAAGCACGGCGCUUUUUCCAGGCCAGCGCCGAUAGUGUCGAGAUGUGUGUGAAAUACGACUUGCUCAGUCCUAAUUUUUGA